AUGUCCGAUAAUGGAUUUAUAAAUUUACAAGAAUUAGAUUUAAGUUUUAAUCAAUUAGUUUACAUCUCGGAAAAUAUCGUUGAUAACUAUUUAAAAAUAUUAUCGAUCAGUUAUAAUCCUAUCGGUGUUUAUUUAUUAAAAAUUACGAAUCCUAAAGGAAAGUUAUUUAAUAAAUUACAAAUAUUACGAGUUGAGAAUACUUCAUUAUCACAAAUGCCUGAUAAUAAUUUAAUCACCGAUUUAAAUCAAUCGUUACCACAAACAUUACAAGUAUUAGAUAUCAGUGGUUUAAAUAUAACAAAUCUACGAUCAAAUAUAUUAACAUGUCCGCAUUUAAAAUAUUUGUAUAUGACACGAUUAUAUUAUUUAACUCGUAUCGGUUCAUAUGCAUUCUAUUAUUUGAAUCAAAUACGAUCAAUUCAUUUAGAUAAUUGUAUCAGAUUGAAUCAAUUUAAUGAUUUAUCGUUUGGUAUUGAUAAAAUAUCGGAAACGUAUCCAGAUCAUACGUUGAUUAAAUUAUCGUUUCAAAAUUGUGCGUUGACAAAACUUAACAGAACGUUGAUACAUUUUUUAAAACGUAUCACGUAUUUAAAUUUAUAUGGGAAUCCAUGGAACUGUGAUUGCCAGCUGUAUCAAUUAUUUUAUGAGAUUUUUUCUCGUAAAACAACGUUUUUAAGUCAACAACAUCGUUAUAAAUCAAAUACAAGUCAUAGUUUCAAGUAA
Molecule: messenger RNA, 723 nt
Organism: Chrysoperla carnea
Lineage: Eukaryota; Metazoa; Arthropoda; Insecta; Neuroptera; Chrysopidae
Product: amphoterin-induced protein 2-like
Exons: 3
Coding region: 1-723 (240 amino acids)
Cellular component (GO): extracellular matrix
Molecular function (GO): protein binding
Source: RefSeq, a predicted model, not a curated record